UGUCAUCCUCCCUGUGUGCGUGUGUGGGGCUCGGUCGGUUUCGGCUGCGUUUUUUCAGUUUUUUUUAUAAUAUUUCCCACGUUUCUUGCUAUAAACAUACAUAAAUUAAUUAUAUUAGAAAUACCCCCUUCUAGAAAUAUUGAAUGUCAUGUCUGUCGUAGCCAUCCAUGGAGUACCUGCGUAUUGGAAACUGGAUCGCUUGGUGGGCACUGUCUCGAAGGUAGUCAAGGGCCACUUCGAGGCGCUGAACUUUCAACACGGGAAGGGGGGCGUUAAGACCGCAUUCAUCCGAGUAUCUGAGAAAUUGGACCCGCUCCGAGUCGUGGAGAGCAUCAAUCGGCUGAACCUUCAUAAGUGCAAGCUGGUUGCGGUUAUACCAAAUAGUGUACCGGAUUUGCCGUUGUGUGCAAUGACAAAAAGGAAGGACAAGAAGAAGAAGGCAAGAGUGCCUCUAAAGGAUUUCAGUCCAGAGCAG
This is a messenger RNA of Ostrinia furnacalis (Asian corn borer), 475 nucleotides long. RefSeq lists its product as uncharacterized. The annotation marks the transcript as partial. NCBI's taxonomy places the organism in Eukaryota, Metazoa, Arthropoda, Insecta, Lepidoptera, Crambidae. The transcript is spliced from 3 exons. The record is from RefSeq and is a predicted model, not a curated record.